CAAACGACUAUCAAACCGCACGAGGCGCGACACCGGAACGCCCAGAAAGCGACCGUUGCCAGCCGCAUACGCACUUGCGACGACAGCCUUGUCGAUUGACAAUUCUUGUGACUCGCCAAACGUUAUGCGCUGCGCAGGCGCCGACAAAAGGCGAUCAUAAAAAAGUCGGAUUGAACCAAAACAGGAGAAAAAAAAAAAAGUUUAAAUCCGGUCAGCGGCCGACUCGGCAACACCCCUCCUCGCCCACAACUCGACAUUGGACCGGCGGACCCUUAAUUCCGCCCAGCGCGCGUCCGUGAGCAGCCGCUGCAGCAGCCGCACGCAUGGAUCACGGCGCCGCAGCGUCCAUGAGCCCGACAAGCCCCGUCAGUGCACGGAGUCACGUCGGUGCCAACGGCGGUCCCAAGAGGAAGCGCAGCGUCGGCGGCCUGGCCAGCACCAUAGACAGCAGCCCCGGCAGCCCAGGGCUUGACGAUGAUCAUGGCGAUCACCACGAGAAGAAACGCCAACCGGGCGUGAAACGGGCAUGCAAUGAGUGCCGGCAACAAAAGCUGCGUUGCGAUGUCGUACAAGACCCGUUUCAGGGAUGCACACGUUGUGGGAGGCUCAAGCUAGAGUGCAAGAUUGAAUCCAACUUCAAGCGCGUCGGUAAGCGCAGCAAACACGCCGAGAUGGAGAAGGAGAUUGAUAUGCUGCGGCGCGCCGUACAACGAGCGCGAACUGCCGGCUUCAUCGACGAGGACGACAGCAUGCACUCGCAACUCCAGUCACCCAUCGUAAACAACGUCUAUUCGCAUACGCGCAACCCCUCGUUGAUGGGCUCUGAGGAAGCCGUAUCGUCUCUGCUGCACCUGAAAAGGGGCUACACGAUACCUAGAAUCGUUCGCAGUCUUGACGAGGUCCAACUCACCGAGGAUGCGGAAGCCCAGCUUUUCGAUAUCUUCUUCCGCCACUACCAUCCCACACUCCCGUUUCUCAACCCACAAAUGACGCCAGAGGCUUACUACCAACAACAUACCUUGCUCUACUGGGUCAUUGUGGCUGUAGCCUCCAGACGAUAUCCAGCAGAUCCUACGCUGCUAGGAAACAUCUCACGCCCGUUGACCCAAUUACUUUGGUCGACCAUAGGAGAGGUGCCAGGCAACUACUGUAUUGUCAAAGCGCUUUGUAUUCUUUGCACAUGGCCAUUGCCAACAAGCACCAGCUCUGCGGAUCCAACACAUAUCCUCUGCGGCGUCAUGAUGAAGAUUGCAACAGGAAUAGGACUGCAUCGACCAAUGCACAUCAACGACUUCUCCAGAGUUCAGAUAGAGCUGAACAAGGAGCAACUCCAUGACCGUGUCACCACCUGGGCUGUUUGCAACAUUGUGGCACAAACAAUAGGCACUGGUUACGGUCAGCCCGCCUCAACACUAUACGACUGGACCCUUGCUGUCCGUCCUGGUGAUAAUGGCCCAUUCCAGUUAUCUGCCGAGCUAGAAGCCAGACUGCAGAUCGAGCGCUUCUGCGACAAGGUUUCCAAGGAGAUGUACAGCAAUGCCAGUGAUCCUCGAGGCGUCGCUGGAGACGAGCACCGUGCAAUCCUCAUGCGCGUCUUCCGUCGCGAGUACAGCGAACUCAAUGCCAACAUUUUGUCGCGAGACCUGAGCCCGGUCGUCAACUUGCACUUAAAGGCAGCAGGUCUCCACCUACGCCUCGCGGCAUUUUUCGAUUCCAGCAAAACCCCAACCUAUGUCGAUGACUUGAAAGAGCUCUUCCGUGCGACCACCAGUUUCUUAGAUGCAGUUCUGGAGGGUGACUACGAAACAAACCCCCAGGAGCAAGGCGGAAACGAUACUUUGAAAUACGCGACGAAUUACAUUCAGCAGAUGCUUGUUGCCACUGGUUUCGUACUUCUCAAGCUGAUGCGGUCUUUUUUUGCAAAGAUCAUAGACUUUGAGCGCGGCCGGCUUCUUUUCCAUCGCACCUCACAGGCCAUCCGGGCUACAAGCGUCAACAGGAAUGAUCUCAGCUGGAGGCUAGCUGAGCUGAUGGUACAGAUGUGGAAUGGCGCUCGGGUAGACCCUACUUAUAUGGAGAGUGGCAUGAUUGAUGACAGCUUACAACUCAAGGUUCGUUGCAGACAUAGCAUGAGCCUUGUUUUUGACUCGAUCUGGGCAUGGAGGGAGGAUUACGAAGCCAGGGGACGUGGUUCUUUGGAUGCCCUCAAGAAUCCUACGAACCCGGACUCGGCGAACGAAUCUUCGGCAUCUUCGACCCAUUUGGACACCACUUUGAUGCCACCCUCCCAUGGACUUACAGCUAGCUUGAUUGAGCCAGCGCCAGCGCCAGCACCCGUCAACAAUGGUGGUUUGACACCAUUGGGCGCAUCUGGGCUCUCUGGAAACAGCAACAAUGGAGGCGCCCAGAGUAGCGCAUCCCUUCUGACUACUCUGGGCGGUUAUGAUGCAAACGCAACAGCCUAUGACUUUUUUGAUCCCCAACACUGGAUGCUCGAUAACCUGGUCGACUUUGGCUACUCAUUCGGCGGCGUUCAGGCGCUCGAAACCUAAUCACUAACAAUAAUUGAAGCGGACUUACCAGCUGUGGUCCGCCUACUUGACCCGUACGACCACCGAUACAGUUUGCCAAAGUGUACGCAAUAUACCAAUUCGAUUUCUCAGUACUAGUAGCAUAUUAGCUUACUGCAUUGCUUUUCUUCCUUGUACGCUGUUAUAAAGGGGCCUUUGUGUCCGUUACUUUUCUUUCUCUAGGGGAGGCAACCAUGAAAAUGACGAUGAAAAGUUUAAUGGCUUGCGCACCAUAUACCCAUAACCUUGCACGCCUUUUUUAUUCCUUCAGUGUCUGGAAGAUUUGGGGAUGACUCCUGGGCUUAUAUUAUACUACGCAUGCCUGGUAGUAAGUACAGUUCGGUGAGCUGCAUAUAUACAAAUACAUUCUUAUUA
Pyricularia grisea is the source of this 2945-nucleotide messenger RNA. RefSeq lists its product as uncharacterized. The transcript has 3 exons. Gene Ontology annotation, cellular component: nucleus. The coding region runs from base 324 to 2552 and encodes 742 amino acids. Gene Ontology annotation, biological process: regulation of DNA-templated transcription; DNA-templated transcription. Gene Ontology annotation, molecular function: zinc ion binding; transcription cis-regulatory region binding; DNA-binding transcription factor activity, RNA polymerase II-specific. The record is from RefSeq and is a predicted model, not a curated record. NCBI's taxonomy places the organism in Eukaryota, Fungi, Ascomycota, Sordariomycetes, Magnaporthales, Pyriculariaceae.